This is a messenger RNA of Aspergillus oryzae RIB40, 1623 nucleotides long. RefSeq lists its product as uncharacterized. The record is from RefSeq and is a predicted model, not a curated record. The transcript is spliced from 2 exons. Gene Ontology annotation, molecular function: misfolded protein binding; heat shock protein binding; ATP binding. Bases 1 to 1623 code for a protein of 540 amino acids. Gene Ontology annotation, biological process: protein refolding; cellular response to unfolded protein. Gene Ontology annotation, cellular component: cytoplasm; mitochondrion. NCBI's taxonomy places the organism in Eukaryota, Fungi, Ascomycota, Eurotiomycetes, Eurotiales, Aspergillaceae.
AUGUUGCCUUCGCGUCUCACCCGCGCGCACGACAACGGCGAUGCUUGGGUUGAGGCUCGUGGCCAGAAGUACUCCCCCUCUCAGAUUGGUGGUUUCAUCCUCAACAAGAUGAAGGAGACUGCCGAGAACUACCUCAGCAAGCCCGUUAAGAACGCCGUCGUCACCGUUCCCGCCUACUUCAACGACUCCCAGCGUCAGGCUACCAAGGAUGCCGGUCAGAUUGCUGGUCUUAACGUCCUCCGUGUCGUCAACGAGCCUACUGCCGCUGCCCUUGCCUAUGGUUUGGAGAAGGAGGCUGACCGUGUCGUUGCUGUCUACGAUCUUGGUGGUGGUACCUUCGAUAUCUCCGUUCUGGAGAUCCAGAAGGGUGUCUUCGAGGUCAAGUCUACCAACGGUGACACUCACCUUGGUGGUGAGGACUUCGAUAUCAACCUUGUUCGCCACAUUGUCCAGGAGUUCAAGAAGGAGUCUGGCCUCGAUCUCUCCGGCGACCGCAUGGCUAUCCAGCGUAUCCGUGAGGCCGCUGAGAAGGCUAAGAUCGAACUUUCUUCUUCUCUUCAGACCGAGAUCAACCUUCCCUUCAUCACUGCUGAUGCCAGCGGUGCUAAGCACAUCAACCUCAAGAUGACUCGCUCCAACCUCGAGUCUCUUGUUGACCCCCUCAUCAGCCGCACUGUUGAGCCCGUCCGCAAGGCCCUGAAGGAUGCCAACCUCCAGGCCAGCGAGAUCCAGGACGUCAUCCUGGUUGGUGGUAUGACCCGUAUGCCCAAGGUCACUGAGUCCGUUAAGUCCAUCUUCGGCCGUGAGCCCGCCAAGUCUGUCAACCCUGAUGAGGCUGUUGCCAUUGGUGCCGCUAUCCAGGGUGCUGUCCUUGCUGGUGAGGUCACCGACGUUCUGCUCCUCGAUGUCACUCCCCUCUCUCUCGGUAUCGAGACCCUCGGUGGUGUCUUCACUCGUCUGAUCAACCGCAACACCACUAUCCCCACCAAGAAGUCCCAGACCUUCUCUACCGCCGCCGACUACCAGACUGCUGUCGAGAUCAAGGUCUUCCAGGGUGAGCGUGAGCUCGUCAAGGACAACAAGCUGCUCGGAAACUUCCAGCUUGUUGGUAUCCCCCCUGCCCACCGUGGUGUUCCUCAGAUUGAGGUCACCUUCGACAUCGAUGCCGACAGCAUCGUCCACGUCCACGCCAAGGACAAGUCCACCAACAAGGACCAGUCCAUCACCAUCGCCUCCGGCUCUGGUCUCUCUGAUAAUGAGAUCCAGUCCAUGGUUGAGGAUGCUGAGAAGUACGGUGCUCAGGACAAGGAGCGCAAGGCUGCCAUUGAGGCUGCCAACCGUGCCGACAGUGUCUUGAACGACACUGAGAAGGCCCUCAAGGAGUUCGAGGACCGCCUUGACAAGGCCGAGGCUGAGCAGAUCCGUGAGAAGAUUGCUGCUCUCCGUGAGUUCGUUGUCAAGAACCAGUCCGGCGAGGGCACCGCCACUGCUGAGGAGCUUAAGCAGAAGACCGAUGAGCUCCAGAACGCCAGCUUGACCCUCUUCGACAAGAUGCACAAGGCCAACGCCGAGCAGCAGCAGUCUCAGUCUGGCGAGGCCAACCAGGGCGAGAACAAGGCCUAA